CCCCUUCCCUGAAACAUCACCCAAAUCCAAAGCAAACGGAAAAACACUCACUCCCCUAGUCACCUGUCUGUCCAUCGCUCUAGCUCAGCUCCCAGUCAGUGAUAGCUGCAAGCGACAGCACAGCCAGCGCCACCAAGAGCUGGGAGGAAGGUUGUAGAAGAUGGGGAAGCUCUGGACGAUCCUCACUCACCUCCACUCCCUUGCAGGGUAUCUUCACAACUUCAGACCAUCACUCUCUCCGAUUGUAUCUGUUCUUCACAGGCCAACGGUCAUGCUCCUGUACCCCCUGUACGCGUCGGUGCAGGCGAUGGAGAGCCCAUCCAAGCUUGACGACGAGCAGUGGCUCGCCUACUGGAUCCUCUACUCCUUCAUCACGCUCAUGGAGAUGGUGCUCGAGUCCCUCAUCUACUGGAUCCCGAUUUGGUACGAGCUGAAGCUGCUGUUCAUCGCGUGGCUGGUGCUCCCCAACUUCAGGGGCGCGGCCUUCAUCUACGAUAAGUUCGUCAGGGAGCAGCUCAGGAAGCACUGCCUCUCCGCCGGCGGCGGCUCCAGAGGCAAGGUCAAGAAGGACGACAAGUCGCCCUCGUCUUCUCCCAAGGACAAGGAGAAGCCCAAGAGCAAGUUUCUUGCCUUCGUCACCCCCAAGAAGGAUCACGAAGCUUACUGAAGCAGGCCGCAGGGUGCGGUGACAUGAUCCCGGCGGCUUGUCGAUGCAGAGCCUAUAGUGUUUCUAGUGUCCAGCUGUGUUUGUUCAUGCUUAGUCACUCGAAAUAGAGCUGUUUGAUGUAUAUGGCGAUCCUGUGUGGGAACAUCUAGCAGAAAAAUUGAAUGGAGACGAGAGCAAACUUUCCGUGUUGAUCAUGUGAAUGUGACUCGAGAGAUCUGACAAAAAGUCAAUACAAUGUUCUGGGACAGGCUUUCCAGUCUCAAUAA
Panicum virgatum (switchgrass) is the source of this 933-nucleotide messenger RNA. RefSeq names its product HVA22-like protein e. NCBI's taxonomy places the organism in Eukaryota, Viridiplantae, Streptophyta, Magnoliopsida, Poales, Poaceae. The transcript has 4 exons. Bases 161 to 667 code for a protein of 168 amino acids. The record is from RefSeq and is a predicted model, not a curated record.